AUGCCAGCAAAGCCAUUCCUCCACCCCCUCAAAACACCCAAAACAGCAACCUUCCCCUCCGAACUCCACGACGACUUUACCACCGCCAAAACACCCUCUAUAACCCCAGACACCCUCAAACAUGAACCUGGCACUGCAACGCCGAUUACCCCUCCAACUGCCUACACUGAGUUUCUUAAGGCUAUGACGCCCGUGUUCACGAGUCCCGUCAGCGCGGGGACUAGUUUUUCUCGGUUCCAGUUCGAUAAACCAUCGGGGCCUGCGGGACAGAGUCAGGGUCCUACUUCUGCGCCGACGCCCACGUCCACGACGGCUUCGCAGCCGGCGAGUGCAGUUAGUGGGACGUUUGGAUUCCAUGAGCGUGAACCGCCUGUCAAAUCUGCUACGCUGCCACCACCACCUGCCACAGCCACAGGCACGGGUCCGACAUCCUCAGGACCAGGCGCAAUAAGAAAGCACCAAAGUCUCCGACGCCUACGCAUUCCACCAUCCAUGCAUCUUUCUCCCAUCACGACCUCGGCGACGGAUGCCCCGCGGAGUGCGACAACCUUACGCUCUCCGUUCUCGCCAUCGGACUGGAAACUACGAUACAUGGAGCCGCGGAGUGCGACGACUGCUACUCACGGCGGGGGUGGACGAUCGGUCAGUGUGCGGCAGGUUGUUACACGGACGGUGACGUAUAAGAGGAUGCAGUUGGAGGCGCCGCCGAAGGGGAAGGGGAAGAGGAGGAGGUAUCAUGAGGGGAAGGAUGUUUAG
Messenger RNA from Aspergillus ruber CBS 135680, 756 nucleotides. RefSeq lists its product as uncharacterized. NCBI's taxonomy places the organism in Eukaryota, Fungi, Ascomycota, Eurotiomycetes, Eurotiales, Aspergillaceae. The record is from RefSeq and is a predicted model, not a curated record. The transcript has a single exon. Bases 1 to 756 code for a protein of 251 amino acids.